AUGAUUCCCCCAGAUCUGUCUAACAUCACAGCAGAAGAAGAUGCAUAUGACCUGGAUGAUCUGGCCCUAAACGGCUCCAUGGGGUUAGUCCCUCCUGGGUUCUACACAGACAUCACCAAAUACCACUGGGUCCAGAUUACACUGAUCACUGCGUAUUCCCUCAUCAUCCUUCUGGGACUAUUGGGAAAUUCUCUUGUCAUUUACAUGAUUGUGCGUUAUAAAACUAUGAGAACUGUUACAAACUUUUUUAUUGCAAACUUGGCGCUGGCAGACCUCCUGGUGGAUACCUUCUGCUUGCCGUUCACUUUGGUCUACACACUGAUGGAUGAGUGGAAGUUUGGAGCCUUAUUGUGUCAUACAGUUCCUUUUGCGCAGGCCUUAAGCGUGCACGUGUCCAUCCUGACUUUAACGGUCAUCGCUCUCGAGAGGUACCGCUGCAUUGUGUUCCACCUGGGCAGACGUCUAACUUGGCAUUCCAGCUUUAUCAUCAUGGCACUAACCUGGAGCAUGUCAGCGGUACUGGCUGCACCUCUGGCCAUUUUCAGAGAAUACCGACACGAGGAGAUACUGUCCAUCAACCUUCGUAUUUCAGUCUGCUCUGAGAUGUGGCCACACGGAACUAGUAUCAUUUACAGUCUUUCCAUGCUCCUUCUGCAAUACAUUAUACCUUUAGCAAUAAUCAGCUAUGCUUACAUUUGCAUCUGGGUGAAGCUCAAAAACCACAUCAGCCCAUCGACACGUAAUGACAACAUUAACAGACGCAAGAAGACCACCAAGAUGUUAGCUCUGGUUGUGGUGGUGUUUGCCAUCUGCUGGCUUCCUUUCCAUGCCUUCCAGUUAGCCAGCGAUCUGGACCUAGUUCUCAGGUUCAAGGAGUACAAGUUCAUAUACACCGUGUUUCAUAUUGUAGCAAUGUGCUCAACGUUCACCAACCCUCUGCUGUAUGGGUGGAUGAAUAAAAACUACAGAAAUGGCUUCCUCAUGGUCUUCCGCUGCGAGGACAAGCCAGACUCCUUUCACCCAGAGGGCUCGUUCAGGACUCGCUCCACCAGAAGACUGACUCUUUAUGAUCGGAAUGGUGGUCAGCCUCCCACAGCUGUCUGA
This is a messenger RNA of Knipowitschia caucasica, 1104 nucleotides long. The record is from the annotation of a GenBank genome assembly. NCBI's taxonomy places the organism in Eukaryota, Metazoa, Chordata, Actinopteri, Gobiiformes, Gobiidae.